AGUAUUCCAAAUUCCUAAUCAUUGGAUGCUACUGCAUCAGAGAUCUAUACCGCAAACAAUUUGUUGCCAGAAACUCUGCUAUAAAGCCAUCUUCCCCGUCCGCGUUUGUGUUAUCUCCUUUUAAGAGCGAACGUAGUUUUUAAAUUCUUCUCCCUGUUGAACUGGAGCUACUCUUCUCUGUUUCUGAGUCUGUUUGCACCAUGUCACUGCCAGUCGAAAAUGCUAAUGCAAGUGUGGCAGGCCUUUCCCCUAAUCUGUUUAGGGUGAUGCGCAUUGUCCCUGACAAGCAAGAUUACAGCUUUGUUGAAAAGGUGCAGCUUCCGGAACAUGAAAUUUUAAGGCUCUGCAAUAAGUUCAUGCCCGCUUCUGCUUCUGCUUGCUUAGGAAACCCACCAAGAAUCCGAAUCGAUUUCGACGGAUUAAACCAGCGGCCCUUCUCUGCCGUGGGAAUGUAUGGUGAGAAGAAGAUGCUGAUACGCAUUUUACGAAUGAAAGGCUUGCUGGAGGAGUCAGUUGUGGCUCAACUGGAGGGGGGCAACUUUGAGGCGGGACUUUACAUAAUUGUUCCGCUAGAAACAACUAGCCCCGUGGUUGCUUUCUACUGGCACGAAGGUGAGCAUUUCAGGGAGGCGUCGAGGAAGGACGUUUCCUGCAAUUUUAUCCGAUAUUUGGUCGAGCUUUGUGAUUAUGUGUAUAUUUGUGUGGAAGGGAGCUACGAUUUUCAUACCCUGGCUACUUCUAUGGCAAGCUCGCGCUCCAAAGCUUCGCGUACUCGAAGGGUUCAUGUGACCAGUGUGAAAAAUUCCGACAAUGAUGUUGAAUUGUUGCCUGGUUUUAAUGUUAGAAUUGAUGGAUGGGGUUUCAUAAAUAGCAAAACCUCAUCAGCUCUCAGUGGAAAUAAGGAUGGUAUGUUCAAUCAUAACAGAAUUCUGGUGUUCUGUGAAGGGUAUCAACGCUGUAGUUUCAUGACGGUGGAGCCUAAGGAGAAGGAGAAGUUUGUUUGGAAAGUGUGCGAGCUAUCUCCAAUGAAAAAAGACUUGAAGGUAUUGACCACCAAUUCUGGACCUGCAAUCGUCCCGGCAUGCGGUGAGCCUGUGGAAUUAGUAGCUUUAAAUACUGCAUGUGAAAGUUUGUUUAAAGUUUUCCAACUUAGCUCUGGAGAAUUGUUGGUUUUUAUUCAUAAUUUCAAAGAUUCAUGCCUGCAUCUGUAUCGCUCACCCAAGAUUGGGUCCAACAUAAAUAACAUGAGUCCAAUUCAUACUUUUAAAAGGGGUUUCGAUUUGUUGUCUGUGGACGAAGGUACACGAUCUAUGGCUCUGUAUGAUAAAAGUAGAUUUAAGAUUGGGAUAUAUAAGUUUGAUGAGUCGUUUAGGAAGGUUUAUGCGACUGGGGUAGAAGUUCAGUUGGAAACAUAUAAAGGCAGCAAGGUCAUUAAAUGGAUGCAUUUGAUACCACGCAAGAUGGAGUUGCUUUUGGUUGACGAUUCAAACACUGUGAGAGUCUUGGAAAUCCAUGAAAAGCCAAUGAUGAAGUCAAAGCACAUUUCCCUCCCUUUGCAGCAGCCUCUCUCAAAAGCAUGCAUCUCUGCUGAUGGGUUUUUCUUCAUUGUGUUUAGGCAAUCCCAAUCCUCAAGCUACCUUGAUGUGUCGCUUGAAGGGCGUGAGAUAAUGUUGGAGGUUUAUGUUUUGGGUGAUCUCAUGAACCAUUUGAAGACCAUUAAGUUCAUUUCAGAUGAAAGCAGAACACCCGAUUUGGAUCAUCUGCAAGUGAAAAUUAAUAGCUUUGGACCACAAAGUCAUCUUGUACUGCACAGUCCUGAUGAUGCCCCUGGGUUUUUCUCUUCGCAUCUUCUGAAGACUGUCUCAGCUAAAGAGGUAGUGCAACAAGAAGUGCAAAACAAAGUUCCUGAUGGGGAACAGGGGGAAACAGAAAUAGGUGGUCCGUGCCCUCCUUUGGGUUACAUAUACCACAUUUUUGACAAAUUUGCAACCACUCCUGCAUUGUUUCCAACAGAUAAGAAGGACAUCACCUUCAACAUAGUACUAGACAACAGCGCGGACCCCUGCAACGGAGAGGCAUGCAUCAAAUAUCUGGAAGCUCUUGUUCGGAAACUAAGGGUGGCUAAAGACAAAGAUUUUUCAAACACGAGGGUUUGCUUUCAAGCUGAAAAUAUAGACAAAUGGGCAGAAAAAUUUGAGAGCAUGGUUUCAGAUGCAGCAUAUUACAAUACAAAGAUGAGAAUUGGAACGUGGAUCCGUAAGCUUCUUUGCCUUGUGCCCAUUCAGAUUGCUCGUGCAGAAAACAAUGGAAUGGUUGCUUUGAAGGAUGGACUUCAGAUCCCUUCUCAUGUUAGUUACGUGGAUAGCAUAUCACUUGCCAAUUUGAUGCGCUUUGGGUUCUACGAUGCUGUUAUCAACAGCUGGAGGGGUAAAAUUAGGGUUAUAUCUUCCAUGGGAAAGCAGAGCAGUGGGAAGUCAUAUUUGCUAAAUCAUUUGUCAGGCUCUCUCCUUGAUGUUUCUGGUGGGAGAUGCACUGAUGGUGUGUGGAUGACCAUCACUACAGGAGAAGGAGACGGCUGCCUCUAUGUGCUCUUGGACUUUGAGGGGCUUGGCAGUUUUGAGCGAAGCGAACAGGAGGAUAUGCUUCUCUCUGUUCUCAACGCUGCCCUCAGCAACCUUACUAUAUUCAACAAAAAGGAUUUUCACCUUGACAAGGAUACAGAGUCUGCUUUCAGCCGCUUCCAGAGUGGUAUCAACCUAUUGGAGCAGGACAAAAAACUAUUCAAGGGUUUAUUCUACAUUGCAAUCAAGGAUGUGGAUGAAUCCGAUGUAGUUGACCUUAUCCAAGAAUUCCAUGAGAAGAUAUCUCAAAUAUGCAGCAAGUCUCAGGAAAACUUCAUAUUAAAAAUGUAUGAUGGGAAGUUCGAGAUUGCUGCUAUGGCUCCUUAUAACCGGGCUGAAUAUUAUCAUGAUAGCUUGAGGGAAUUGGCGCAGACGGUGUAUGAAACUGAUUCUUGCUAUGAUAAUGGUUCUAUUUUCUUGAAAGACCUUAAGCUUAUAAUUGCUCAGAUUGCUGUCAAAGAUUGGUCUUCUGUUGACAGUAAACGUGUGGCUAUUAUAGUUGACAUUGUAAGGAGAAAUCUCAUGUGUGCCAUCAAUAUGGGAUGUCUUUCUCCCACAAAUUCAGAUGAAGUGCAGGAGCUCGUGAACUUUGAUACACAGGUAGAAGUUCCUGAUAUGCCUCUUGUUGUUGGCGAGUCGGUGCUCAUCAACAUUCGAGAUUCAGGGUUGAGUUUAGCACCUUCCAAGGAAUCAUCAACAUCUAGUUCUAUUAGAGAUUUGCUAGCUCAACUCAGGCUAAAACUAGAGGCUGUUUUACCUAGGAAAGGAAGCAAUAUUGAUUCCUGGCAUUCCAUGUUGGAGAGGUUCCUUAGUGCAGUGGCAGAGAGAAGGCGUGAUAGAGUUCAACGGUGGAUAAGCUCAAACACAGUGGAUUUCUCCGGUAAUGAUGAGGUGGAGAGGUUAGUGUUAGAGGCAGAUGUAAUUCUUGGAAAGAUAAAACAAGGUCUCUCUGUUUGUGGGUGUAAAUGUUCUCAGUGCUUUUGGAGAUGUGUGCUUGAGAAAGGCCAUGAUGACGACCACUCUUGCAUGAGUACUCACUCAUGUACUGAGCACUGUAGUUAUUGUGUUAAAGAAUGGGGAGAGCGAGAAGAAGUUGAGACCUUAAGCCUGUGCAGGGAUCUGGCUGGGCAUGAAGGCGGUCACAAUUGCAGAGAGAAAAAUCAUACAUGUGGACAGACAUGUGACUUGUUUGAAAGGUCAUCGAAUUGUAACAAGUUGUGUUCUCUUGAGCCUGAACACCAUGGCAACCAGCACAAAUGCAACUCCCCGCAACAUAAAUGCAAGAUGCCAUGUUCUCUUCAAAGCUGCAACAAUCCAUGUGCUGUGGCAGUUGAGCUUGACCACGAGCAGCAUCAGUGCCAUGAAACAUAUUGCCCCAGCCCAUGCGUUAUGAAUGGAUGUAGCAGGACAUGUGGAGUGAAGGAUCAUUUUCAUGGUAUGAAUGAUCCUAAUGUAGAGCAUUUAUGUGGAAGUGAACAUGCCUGUGCAGAGAAAUGUGAAGAGCCUGGAAUCUGUGAAAUCCUUACGGAGCUUGUAAGACAAACCCGGGUUUUCGAGGGACAGAGGGGAUGUUUUCAGUAUGAACAUGUCUCUGAACAAAAUGGCUUGCGCAAAGGUUGUUGCAUUCCCAUACCCCCUUUUGAGAAGAAGCAUCGAGGGGCACAUGUUCACACCAAGAAUGAACUCUCUGUGCACUACUGUGACACGAGAUGCCAAGCUUGCGGUUACUUCUGUCGGCGUCCAGUGGGUCAUCUUGGCUUGCAUGAAACAACUCAUGGUAAUAUGAGGAAUGUAAGAUUCAUCUCAGAGGAGGAAGACAUUGACAUUAAGGAUCGAAAGUAUAAAUGGGGAGAAAAAGGAGAGGCUGAAAUGUGCAAUAUGUAUUGCAGGAAACAGGGUCGGGGUCAUAUCCAUUUGGUUCCCUGUAAAGGCUUCGAGAUAUGCGCUAGCAAUCUCUAUGAUGGUGCUAGGCACGAGACUGUGAAAUAUGGACCUGAUGUUGAUGUUCCCAAAGAUGAGAUGACUCAUGAGACUUACUGGGAAUAUGUCAGAUUUGUUGAUCCUUGCACAAAAGAAGAGGGCAUUGAGUUUGGUCUGUGCAAUCACUAUUGCCAAUCGGAGGAGCACAACUCAGAGGAAAAGGCUUCUAAAAAUUCCUAUUGCACUGAGAAUCUAUGGCACGAACCCAUCUCAAAAACUGGGCAACGAAUGAAUUCUGCAGGCUAUGUAACCGAUGAUGGACAUCAUUUCAGCUGCGAUCAUUCUAAUAAUGUUCCCUAUCAUGUCGUUUUUGUGAUUGACAAAUCAGGUUCAAUGAGCUGCUCUGAUAUUAGCCCUACAAUGGCCAAGUUUAACAAUCAUGAUUGUAGGCUGGGAUGUGUAUAUGAGGCUAUUUUGAGGUUUAUACAAGCUCGGUUAAGAACAGUUUGUGAAGAUUCAAUAUCAGUGGUCUUAUUUGACACAUCUGCAAGGGUAGCUGUAGGCAUUCAAGAUAUGGAGGAAGUUGUUGUCGAUUUACUUCUUCAAUACCGGGCUUCUGGAGGAACCACGUAUUCAUCUGGAUUGGACGCUGCACAGAAAUUAAUGAUGAAAGCAACCAGAGACUUAAAAGAAGACAUGAAAACACCAGUUGUUAUCUUCUUGAGUGAUGGGGAGAACAACGGCGGAGAGGAUCCUGUCUCCUUUGUGAACAGAAUGAAAAGGCAGGAGCCUAAGAUGACACUUCAUACAAUUAUGUACGGGCAAAAUCCUGCGAUGAGUAUCUUGGAGGAAAUGGCCAAGGAAGGACAAGGACAGUUCCAGUUAACCCUUGAUGGACUUCAGCUGGCUCAGAGCUUUGAGAAUCUCGCCAAAAGCCUCAAGCCUCGAGUUGCAGCCUUAAUGUAAGGGCAGCUGCUUCCUUGUUCUGUUUUUUGUUCUCUGAAGUGACGACCCACUAGGUGAUAGUAUUUAACUAAUCAGUAUUAAGUUUGGGUUUAGGUGUGUUUUAUAACUCUAUUCGUAAAUACAGUCCAGAUGUUUUAUAACAUUUUGAGAAAUAAAUAUAUGUUAUUCCCUA
Molecule: messenger RNA, 5679 nt
Organism: Cryptomeria japonica (Japanese cedar)
Lineage: Eukaryota; Viridiplantae; Streptophyta; Pinopsida; Cupressales; Cupressaceae
Exons: 2
Coding region: 201-5507 (1768 amino acids)
Molecular function (GO): GTP binding; GTPase activity
Source: RefSeq, a predicted model, not a curated record